AUGGCAUUUUUAUUUAAAAGGAAUCCCAAGACUCCACCGGAGUUGGUACGAGCAUUAAAUGACCAAGUACUGAAACUAGAUUGUGCAUUGCCUGACAACGCCAAAAAGUAUCAAGAUGAAUGCGCGAGAUAUUUGAAGAAUAUGAAAGUGAUAUUGCACGGUGAUGAUGAAGUGGAACCACAACCAGAUCAAAUAACACAAUUGGCUCAAGAAAUAUAUUCGACCGAUUGUCUAUACUUUUUAGUUGUCAAUUUACGGAAGUUGGAUUUUGAUUCACGAAAAGAUGUGGUUAUAUUGUUUCUGACAUUGUUACGACGAACUAUGGCGAAUAAAUCACCCACUGUCGAUUAUUUAGUGCACUCCAAACCUGAGAUCAUUACUAUGUUGAUCAAAGGACCAGAAAAUCCUGAAAUUGGAUUAAUAUGUGGACAGAUUUUACGAGAUUGUAUUAAAUUUGAAGUUAUCAAUAGAUUCGUUCUUUACAGCCCUUCUUUCUAUAAUUUCUUCAAAUACGUCCAAAUCCCCACUUUUGAAAUUGCCACAGAUGCUAUGAUGACUUUGCAUGAAUUGUUAACAACACAUAGAAAAUUAGUUUCGGAGUUUUUGGGAAACAAUUAUGAUGUCUUUAUUACUGCUAUCAAUAAACUAAUUACAUCGAAAAACUACGUGACUAAAAGACAGAGUGUCAAGCUAUUAAAUGAAUUGGUAUCGCAAAGAUCAAACCAACAGUUUCUAUCAAAGUUUUUUGAUGAUGCCAACAAUUUGAAAUUAACCAUGCUUCUAUUGAGUGACAAGCUGAAAAAUUUGCAAUUGGAAGGGUUUCAUACUUUAAAAUUCUUUGUUGCUAACCCAAAAAGAUCUCAAAAAGUAACAGAUAUUUUAAUCAAAAAUAAAGCUAACUUUAUUGAGUUUUUCAAAACUUUUGACAUUGCAAGUUUCCAUGAUAGCAAUAUAAUUGAAGAACGAGAUUACACUUUGGGAGAAAUUAAAAAUCUACCAGAUAGAAUACACUAA
This is a messenger RNA of Candida dubliniensis CD36, 1014 nucleotides long. RefSeq names its product Hym1p (gene HYM1). The record is from RefSeq and is a predicted model, not a curated record. Bases 1 to 1014 code for a protein of 337 amino acids. Lineage: Eukaryota; Fungi; Ascomycota; Pichiomycetes; Serinales; Debaryomycetaceae. Gene Ontology annotation, biological process: intracellular signal transduction. Gene Ontology annotation, molecular function: protein serine/threonine kinase activator activity. The transcript has a single exon.